CAUUCAUUGCUUUAGUCCUAGAUUGGAAAACUGACUUCGCCGUCUUCACAGGACUCAGGUCGUCUUACUCGCGUUGAUCAGGGCUUAUUAUUGUCUGGUUUCUUCCAGAUUGUCGAAGCUAAAGCAAUCGUGUUCUUUUGUCUGAGCUUACGAGCGUCAGAGCUUACGAAAAUGUCGGAACCUAAGGAUAUACCAGCUUCCCCUGGUCUAACGCACAACACCUCAUUGGGUUCGAUUAGCGAAUCACCUUCAGGAAGGAGUUCAUUGAUUCCGAAUCCUAUCAUCACGAAAAGGACCAGAACACUAUCUAUGCUGGAAAUGGCAAUGGAGAAUCCAAUAGAACAUGGUGUGAUCAAAAGUUUUUGCAGAGUGAAGGGCCAUGGCUUCAUCAAGAAAGAUGAUGGUGAAGAUAUAUUUGUCCAUGUGUCAGACAUUGAUGGAGAAUAUGUUCCAAGAGUUGGAGAUGAAGUGUCCUUCAGGAAACUGCAAAUUCCACCAAAGAUGGAAAAAUUCCAAGCUGUUCAUGUUCAAAUAACAAACUUUACUCCUGAAGUUCAUCAGCGUUGGACAUCCCCUCUUACACCGGAGGAAGGUCGUGAGGGUUCUCGACCGUCAUCUCCAACAUCUCCCCAAAAAAAGAAAUAGAUGGACGACGAAUGUUGUUGGUUACUAUAAUGUCCAACAAUCUCUAGAAUUCCUAUCUAUCUCUUGACAAGUAUUGGAACUAAAUGUCUUAGCUAGUCCACACUUUCCUAUUCCUAAUUCCAUAGCAUCACAUGAAAAUGAUCUCUGUUGUUAAAAAAUUGGGAAACAUUUGGAGUAGUUAAACUUGAAUUUGAUUGUUUUUAGCUUUUCUACAUUUCUUGAGAGAUGUGGGGAUUUUUGGAAUUGUUGAUGCACAGAUCAUUGUUGAAACAUUGUUAUUACAGCCAUUCCAUCUACAA
Daphnia pulex (common water flea) is the source of this 944-nucleotide messenger RNA. Its product is annotated as cold shock domain-containing protein CG9705-like. NCBI's taxonomy places the organism in Eukaryota, Metazoa, Arthropoda, Branchiopoda, Diplostraca, Daphniidae. The coding region runs from base 172 to 645 and encodes 157 amino acids. The transcript has 4 exons. Gene Ontology annotation, cellular component: cytoplasm. The record is from RefSeq and is a predicted model, not a curated record. Gene Ontology annotation, molecular function: mRNA 3'-UTR binding. Gene Ontology annotation, biological process: regulation of mRNA stability.